Molecule: messenger RNA, 8857 nt
Organism: Protopterus annectens (West African lungfish)
Lineage: Eukaryota; Metazoa; Chordata; Ceratodontiformes; Protopteridae
Gene: DMTN
Product: dematin actin binding protein
Exons: 20
Coding region: 592-1887 (431 amino acids)
Biological process (GO): lamellipodium assembly; cytoskeleton organization; actin filament bundle assembly
Cellular component (GO): plasma membrane; actin cytoskeleton
Molecular function (GO): actin filament binding
Source: RefSeq, a predicted model, not a curated record
UUAAAGUAUACAAGUUCUAUUUAGCUAUAUUCUCAUAUCUCAAUUACUUGGAUUAUUUCAACUACAAAACGGCACAAGUGUACUACUAGAACUACAGCAGACAUUUUUAUUGUAAUAAACCAUCAACUGCAACAAUGAAGAAAACUUUUGCCUUGUUAGCAAAAAAGAUGACCACCAGUGUUCCAGAUUAAAACUCUGACGUCUCGGCCAAAGCCUUCAAGGAGUAAAACACAGUACAAAACACCUCUUAGUCUCCCCUAUGUUGUAAGAGCCAAAGUGUCUUCCCUUCCAGACUGCUUCUACCUUCUUUACAGAUACUGCUACAGCUCCUGGAAUAAGGCCUGUGCUCUACUGCAUAGCCAGUUUAAACUAAGAAUUUUAUGACUGUGACACUGAAGCAGGUGAUUUAUUUCUACUGAGAAGUCUUACUGCUCAUCACCAGCAUUUGAUGCAAAAAGUGACUGCAACUUUGAGCCACAUGUACCCAGAAUGUGUUGAAAGGCAGCUGGUGUUUCAGGCCGAAUUGUGAUGUUUCGUUGCAUAAGUAGUAAACUUAUUUGAAUGGCAGUAGACCAGAGAUAAACAAUACAGAUGGAAAAAAUCCAAAAGCCAACUCUAACGUCUCCUGGGUCCGUUUACUCCUCCCAUGGAUCUAGUGCACCAGGUUCCCCUGGUUCUACAAUUGUGGCUAAACUUGACAACAAGGUUGUGAACUACAAGGACCUUGCUGCUAUUCCAAAGGACAAAGCUAUUUUGGACAUUGAGCGACCAGAUUUGAUGAUUUAUGAACCACAUUUCAACUACUCAGUUGUGGAACACACAGACGUGCCAAGGAGUCGAGAACGUUCUUUAUCACCCAGGUCAGCAUCCCCUCCACCAUCUCCAGACAUCAUACAGGAUGGGACCGAUCCAAAGUCAAGAGUUUCCAGUAUAGGACAGUCUACCUUGGGCCCUUCCAGUGGACGGAUACACUUUCACAGACCAGAAAGCAGUACCAAUAUAUAUAAAAAACCUCCAAACUACAGACAGCGAGAUUCCACAGCUGGGAUCCCUCAGUCAAAGCAUAUAGAAGACCUUAUCAUUGAAUCAUCCAAGUUCCCAGCAGCACACCCUCCUGAUCCCAGCAAGCCAGCCAAGAUUGAAACAGAUUACUGGCCCUGUCCGCCCUCCUUGGCAGUAGUAGAGAAAGAGAGGAAGAAGCACUCACUUUCAAAUGAAGAUGAAGAUACAGAGGAGGAUCUGACAGAUGAAGUAAAAGAGCUCAGAGAACGUCAGAAACAAGAACUUAAUAAGAUUCCAUCACAUUUGGGAAAAAUGAUAAUAAAAGAAGAACUGGAAAAAUCUGUUCCUGUCAGAAGAAAGACACGCUCUCUCCCUGAUCGAACACCAUUGCAUACAUCUCCACAUACUGCUGCUUCCAAGUCUCCCUCUUUUCCGGCUUAUGAAAGGAACAGCCUUGUAAGGCUACAGUCAGAUGAUUUCACCCCUCCAGGGAGUGGCAGAGGCAGUCCAGAUCUUCAGAAUGGAACUGCACAGAGAGUUAGAAUGGACCGUGGAAAUUCUCUUCCCAGUAUGCUGGAUGUAAAGAUUAAAAGGCUGUCAGGAGACAGAGAUAGGCUGAUGGUGAUGAGGAGGAUGGUGCAGGCCCUGCAAGACCAGUACAGGGCGAGGUGCCCAAAAGUGAGGCGCCUGAUCUAUCCAUACGAACAAUUAAAAAUCAACAGCAUAGGCCGGACCAAGCUCCCACUGGGUGUGGACAGAACAAGACUGGAGAGGCACUUGUCACCCGAAGAGUUUCAACUGAUCUUUAGCAUGCCUGUAGAAGAAUUCAACCAGUUGUCACUGUGGAGGAGAAAUGAGCUGAAGAAAAAGGCUUGCCUUUUCUGAUCUGAGGGACCAUAAAUCAACAGUCCUUUGGGGAUGCAAUGACAAUACUAAAGUCUGGAGAGGAAAAAGAAAUGGAUACUUAAGCUUUUCAGUGACAUUUGAUUCACACAGCUCUCUGCCCGGCAGUGUGGUUUGCACAAUAAAUAAAUAAAAAAAAUAUAUUGUUAUGUUCAAAAUAGCAUGUCAUAUCUGUACUGAAGAAUACACAAUGGCAGAAAUAGUGCAGCUUAAAUACAAGCCUGCAUUGCACGAUGGAAAAGCACUUCACUGAGAACAGCAAACCAUUAUGUUUCCCCAGUUUUCAGUGACAUGUGCUUAUGGUAAAAUAACUGUUAAUCUGUUGCUCAUAAGUGAUUCACAGCCUCUGUCACCAAGUGUGAUAUCAGUGUGCACAAUGUUGCUUGUAAUUUUAUGGUCACAUACUACUCCCACCACAAAAUCUAGAGACCUUAAAGAUCUACUCUGCACUUGUGUUAGUUAACAGCUGAUCACGGAAUAUUUUUUAUAUGUAUGAUACUUUUUUUGUGUUCUUCAUAUUUGUAGAUCUAUGUUACCUUUACCUUUAAAUUCAGUAGUUGAAAUGUUAAGUUUUGGUUACCCUGUUCCAUUUUCUGAGGUUUACAGACACCCUGAGCAAAGGUUGCAUGCUGAGGUUUAGUACAAUACAGGAUCUACUGGCAUACUGUGUGGGGCUGUUCUGUAGCUUUAGUAGCCUUCUGCUUUUGUUUUAUGGCCUACGUUACAUGCACCAAAAGGCUACAGACCGUCUGUUUUAAAAGCAAGCAAGCAGUAUGGUGCUGUACAGUGUGUGUGUGAGCGAGAGAAAGUGUGUGCGUGAGGUAGUCUAUGUAAAAAAAGAGAAACUUAAUCUUGCUUCUAGUUGUGUCUGCCUUUCAGAAGGGUCCACAGCAAUGUGAAAUUAAUUGAGCAGCAGAACUGCCCAUGAUGACCAAUGCCUUUCAUUAGCAUUUUUAUGUAAGGGUUCAGCUUUAGGAAGUCAAUGUUUUUUGACAGAUGUAUUAAUGAAAUAAAUUUAUAAGUCAUGCUAUUAAAAGUGUUUAGAGAGGAAAAAUAGUGUCCUUCUAGUCAUGGAACUCCUCCUAUAUGGGUAUGUAUGUAUAUAUAUAUAUAUAUAUAUAUAUAUAUAUGUAUAUAUAUGUAGAGAGAGAGAGAUCUACUUCACUUCACCUACAUCUCAUUUGACUGACUUUCAUUUGACCGAGACCAAAUCACCUAAAAGUUCAAAUGACCUGGGUAUUGAUAUAUUGCCCUCUACAUCUCGUUUGAUGUGUAGUAAACCUGACUCUCCUACUCUUUUCUCCUAUAUCCCAGUUAUGUUUAUGGCGGCUUUCCUCUGGACUCUAUCCAGCAGGCAGAUCUCCUCUUCCCUCUUGCCCCCCCCCCCCCCCCAUGGAAAUGCACACAGUGCUCAAUGUCCUGUACAAGAAUACAACCUAGCAAUUUGUUCUUUGCUGCCAUGACUAGCUGAUUCUGCCUCUUCCUGCUUUUUAGCCAUCACUUCUCCUUUCUCCAUCUGAUACUUCACACCAGGGGUGUUGUGCAGUAUUUAAUAUGCCUGCAUUAAAUCUCAUUUGCCAUCCUUCCUUACUACUAAGUCAGCCUUCUUGGGGCCUUUCAUUAGACUUUUCCCCCAUUUUCUACAGCUGCAGCUUUGAAGUUUAAAUGAAGACUCUGCAUGUUUUAACGUGUUUGGACUGAAUGCAGAGAAGAACGCUGUACCAAGGAGUAAACCCUGCAGGACUUAACUGAUCAACUUCAUAUUUGCAUGACGCUUUCCCUGUCACUACAAUACUGAAUUUCCUAUCCAUAAACUUUGUAGGAAUCCAAUUCCUCAUCGUUAGAUCUAUCAUUUACAAUUUUCUAGGCAGCUACCAAUGCAGGACCAAAUCAAUGACCUUGACAAAGCCCAGGUAGAAGAUAACUACCUAUAAUCCUACUGGUAUGUUCUUUUGCAACCCAUUCAUGAAACUGAUUCAUUUUCAUCAAGGGCCUCUGCUUGGUCGUAGAUCCAUGUUGGUUGUCCAAGAGCAUGUGGUCGCCAAAAAAUAGUAUCCAGCCUUUCUCUCAGGAUUCUCUUCACAGGUUUUUAUGCUGCCACAUUUUGUCUACUAGGCCUUUAGUGUCUCAGACUGUCUUGGUCCCACCUCAUUACAAGAAGGUAACUCUUGUCAUCAGGCAUUUUGAUCAGUUAUCCCUUAAAGCCCUCCAUGUUGGAAUCUGCAAACACACUGAUUACACUAGGACUUUGUGCGUUGGUGCGGUUAGUCCAUUUGCUUGACACAUUCACAGGGUAGACAUUUCCAUUUCCUUCCUAUUCUAGAGUCCAGAUACUGAAGUUCCAUGCUUCCUACCUCCAUUUCGGCAUCACAUCCUCCUUUUUCUUUUCUUUCUGAAGCUUGAGCGAAAGUAUACAUUUAUAAACUCUGCUUGUGCCUGGCAUUCCAUGAUCUCCCACCAAUAGUCUUAUCUUAACUAGUUGUAUCCCACCCUUCUUCCUUCCUGCUAUGUAGGGUAAACAAAAAAGGUGUUGUUCUCCUUAUUGAUUAUGGACCUGUGCUGUCCUGACUACUUUCUUUACCUUUUUGCUUGCUUCCCUAUUCUGUGCCUUCAUCUCAUCACUGUCUCUCACAUCACUUGUAUAUUCUCACUUCUGCUGUACCUGCUAGCCUCACAUUUCUGUAUGGCCACACUUUCCUGCAGCCUGGAACACUCUAUCCCUGACCCAUUCAUACAGAUUAUUCAAUCCUGAAUUUUACUUUUGUAUCUCCUACUUCAUCUUUCACAUUAUUCCAUUUUAGUUUACUCCACCCCUAAAGUCACAAAUCACUGCACUUCUCCGACUUUCUACUUCAGUGGCAUUAAUUCAACUGGAUAAUGGCACCUAAAGAUGGACAUUGAUAAGGCCAUCCAGUUCAGUAAACAUAUCAUCCAAAAUUCUGCUCUUCCCAGUGCAGUCGUGCAUCAGCUGGAUGAGAUGUCCUGGUCUAGGACUUCACUCACCUCCCCAUGUUUGACUUACACGAAUCCACACCUUCCUCUUGAGGAUCAUCAUGAGCACCUCCUCCCAUGUGUUAAGGGCAUUUCUCAUGCUUGGUUUCAAUACAAAGUGGUCACUAAUAAUUCCCACUGGUGAUUCUGAAUGGCUGUCGUCAUCACAUCCUUUAUGCUGUACUCACACUGCUGUCUCGUUCUUUAUUUUCUGCCCAGUAUCAGUCUGUCUCCUGCAGGUAUACUUUGACAUAGCUCAUGUCAUUAUUCCUGCUGAGAGUUGCCCAUCAUGUGCUGCAGCUGAUCAUUUUCCCAUUCCUCCUGUUCUUUUCCUACAAGACCUACAUCUUCCAUUUCUGACUCCUCCUUUUACUUGUCUGUCUUCAUCUUCUGCUUCUACUCUUCCCUCUGCUUGUCUCCAUACUGAGUAUCGCCUUGCUGUCUCACAUCCCUGUCUGAGUAUCUCUACCCAUUACUUUCCUGUUGUCCCUCAGAUGUUACUUACGAGUUCUGACUAAUUCAGCUUCUUCACUAUCACUGGUGUCUCUCCCCAUCCCUCCACUCUGUUCCCUUUUCCGUAUCUGUUUUGUAGGUGCAUCUCCCACCUAAUCCUUUUUUUAUUUUACUCAUUUAUUGGGAAUGUAGUUUUUUUUUUUUGCCACCAUGUCCAUCCAUAGGUUUCAACCUGUUAAGAGGUCAGUGUGGAACACAGAACCUGCCAAUGUGUGUCAAACAAACAAAAUGUGGAACACCACUGUGCCAGGCUGAAAUGGGCUUUUAAGCAAAAUCAGUAAGUUGAAGUAUAUAUCAACCAAAACUUAACACUUUACACAUGAAAAAUUAUUUUACAAAAAACAGUGUAUAAUUGAAGCCAAAAAUGUAUUCUGUAAUCAGAAAAACACUACUAUAUUUAAGUACAUAAUCAAUGACAAAUAAUCCACUUACAGUCACAAAGCAAAAGCAGCAACUCUGCUUAAGACUGAGCUCUUAAUAACCUAUGAACUUUUUCCAAUGAGCAAUUACAUUUCAGUGGAUUUAUUAAACAAUACCACUCAAGUGUCCUUCAUUAUAAGGAAUAUCCUCAUUUUUGAGUCGUAAAAUGUCCAUGUGCCUUGAAGUUCCACACUGAAAGGAUCAGUCACACAGUCAGUGUUAAAACAAUUUUAACAGAUUCACAGUAAACAAUACUGAAUCUUAAUAAUGCAUAACAGUCAAUUAUUGUAAGUAUAAAGUAACUGAUGAUUGCUACCCUGUGAGCUCCUAGUUGAAGUUUAAGUAAGCUGUUGUGCCCCCACCUAUAGACACUGAAGAAGGAGAGCUUGAGCUGCGCCCUUGUAAACAUAACAUACUUAAGCUGCCAGAACCACCCCCCCCAAUCCACAGCAGAGAAUUCCCAUAUCCUGUACACACUAAUUGAUAUUUAUGGUAAAUAAUAACUUAACAUUUUUUAUUGUGUGAGCUCUUAGUUGAAGUUAUUACUAAACUGUUCUGUCUUUCUACAGACACAGAAAACAUUAAAAAACUGCUAGAAAGUCCCUAACCCUCUUAAACACUGAGCUGCAAGACUUUGCCUACCCCCCACCAAACGUACAGCAAUAUGCAAGUUUACAUAUUUUUUCUCCACUGUUCUAGCAAAACCUGGACUAAAAAUUAGGCAGCCAAGAUAUGCUGAAGAAAUCACAGAUCAUUUUAUUUUUUUUUUUGAGUACUGGACUGCACACUGUACUGUAGUCUCCACUCUUCACUGGUCUUCUGUUCUGUUCCACAAUACUAAUAAGGAUAUAAUAUAUCUUUUAGGCUUGAAGUCAAACUGCCUGCAGUCCUCAAAAGUUUGCCGGCAGCCAAAAUAAUCCAUCAGUGCCAGGAACCUCUUGAAUCCUAAUGCUGACGCCCUUUUGUUCUUGCCUUAAAUCCCCAAAGAAAAAGUGCUCCCAGCAAUACCAUUUUUAAAGGCAUUGCAGUGGCAUGAAAACUGUAGCCCAGAAGUCACUAACUGGUUACUGACUGUUCUUUUUUCUGCUUCUCCUGGUUAAUUUGCUUACCUUGAUUGGCUCAUAUACCUGUAGGCUGAUUGGCUAUCUUUGUGGUGUAUGAGUCAGUCAGAAUGUGCAAAGUGGAGCCAACACGCUUAAUGCAGAUCUUUGUGAGCACUGCGCCUUUAAUGCAGUGCGUUCCUCAUAAUCUGGAGCAGUUGGAAGGUGAGUGCUCAUCAUUAUUGUCCCUACCUUGCUGGUUUGGAGCCUAUUCAUAAUAUGAUGCUUGGGGGGCGUCUUUGGCAUGGGGGUGAGAACCAACUGCAGGGGGCUACCAUUCAGGAAGCCAUUGAGAUUGUUUGUGCCCUUGCUUACAUUGACCAAUGAGGCUGUUUCCUUUCUGAUUCUCAGCCCCACUCCUAGUGGGUAAUGUUAGCUUGAAUCAGUAGGGGGUCCUACUGUGCCCUAUUUGUGUAUGGGUGGUCCCACCUACAUCCCUUGUUAAUAUUUGCAGUGUCAUCACCUGUAGGCCUCUACUUAUAAGUGAAGGCAUCAUUCCCUCCCUCCUGUUGGGUAGAAGGGCAUGUGCUAGUCACUUAUCUCCACCCACUUCUUCUAUUGGCCAAGCAGUAGUCUACUUUUGUUCAUCUGGGCUUUAGUUAGGGCUUUAUUCCUCUGUGACACAGAGCUAGGCUCUUUGUUCAGCUUGGUAAUGAAGAGGUACACUCCUCUCCUGUACAGCAUAACCCUAUGUGUUGUAGUUAGCUGUCCUGUAAAAAGUUAACCCCUUGAACCUGGUGUAGUCUGGGUAAUGAGAAGCAGUGUGAACAGGUACCUCAGUCCUGCUCAACAUCAGCAUUUAGCUAUGAAUGUUGUCCAGAGUUUUGCCCAACACUGUUUGCAUUCCUGCAUUUAAAUGCAUUAAGAAGUGGUACUCCUGUCUAAUGUUAUAGUCAAAUUAUGAUCAAAUCUAUUACAUUUUCCUGUAAAAACAUAUGAUUGUGAGAGUUGGGCUUACAGGUAAGGUUAUAUGCCAGAAUAUCAAGGCUUCUGAUCUGUGAUGUUAGAGAAAACCUUUGAGACUUCCAUAGACUGUAAGAAGAUGCAACCAGUGAACACUUAGGAAAUAAAUCCAGACUGCUCACUGAAAUAUCUAAUAGUAAAACUAAAAGUCUGAUAAUUUGGAUACAUAAUGAAAAGGCACUAAUGCUGGGAAAGAUCAAAGACAAAAGUAGGAAGGGUGGCAGAGGUUAAAGUAGAUGGGCAGCAUUACUCAAGUACUGAAUAUGAAUUUGCAGGAUAAAGGCAGUUUUUGACAAACAGACCUUGAAUUCUAAACAUCUUGAGGUCCCAAAGAAUUAGAUUUGACUAAAUGACUAACUGACAGUGACAGCAGCAGUAGCAAGAACUCCUGUUCUGCCCAACAAGAUUCUAAGUAUUGUGUUUAACAUACUGUGAAUAAAUACUAACAUCCUGUGUAAAAGUAAUGUGAUGCCUGCAUCUAGCCCUUUUAAAUGAAAUGUUUUUGCACAAGGUCACACACCCAAACCCCCUCCUAUUUUUUGGCAUACAUUGGCCCCCAUCACUUCUGCCUUCCAAGGUUUCCUCAUACUUCUCUGUUGCUAGCUACCCCUUUUCACUGCUGGUGAGACACUGUUUUUAAAUAAGACAGUGUACGCACACAAGGGACCUGCUUGACCUUUCUUUAAUGUGGUUGCAUGCAGUGACAUCAUGGCUAUGCACGUGCUUCCAUGCAUGUCCAGCCUGCCACCAAACCCAGACAUUAACCACAGGUUCAAGCCACUGUGGGGAUAUUCCCAUAAUUACAUGGAUUUAACCUCCUCACAUGGUGGAGGUAUCCCUGGAAAUUAUAGAAGGGCAUAGCAUGCUAGUAAAUUAUUUAUAGGCUGUGAUGAAUGAAAAGACAUGCCUAAGCAGUUUGUGCAACUUGAUAUAUUGCCAAAUAAAGGUAUAUACUUUUGUUGUAA